Molecule: messenger RNA, 1510 nt
Organism: Rhagoletis zephyria (snowberry fruit fly)
Lineage: Eukaryota; Metazoa; Arthropoda; Insecta; Diptera; Tephritidae
Product: cytochrome P450 3A11-like
Molecular function (GO): iron ion binding; heme binding; monooxygenase activity
Source: RefSeq, a predicted model, not a curated record
UCUUUUCAAAAGCAAACUCAACUAUUGGAGUAAACAAGGAGUUCCCGGCCCACCAGCAAGUCUGCUUCGGCUGGGCAACUUGAUUGAGUAUGAAACAUCCGAUUCCACCCGCCUAGAACUCGAUUGGGCCCAGAAAUAUGGUCAAGUUUAUGGCGUAUAUUUUGGCACUGAGGCCAUUCUCACCGUGACUGAUCCUGAACUAGUCAAGCAGAUUUUGGUCAAAGACUUCCACAUUUUUGUCGAUCGCAGAAACUUGAACACUAUGCACGAACUAGUUAACAACGGACAGUUUUUUGCUCAAGGCUCUUCAUGGAAACGCAUUCGAACAAUCACAGGACCAACCUUUACAUCGGCCAGACUGAGGAAGAUGCUUCCGCUGAUGAACAAAUGCGUUGAGCAGUUAAAAGAGUACCUGAAUAGGCAAAUUCAAGAAAAUGGCGGCGUGAUUCAGGCUAGAGAAGUCUGCACAGGUUUUGCCAUUGAUGUCAUUUCGAGCACUGUUUUUGCCACAACAACUAAUGCCAACAGCUCACAUGGCAAAGAGAACGCUGUGAUCACCAGUGGCAUGAACCUCUUUGAUUCACCCUAUCUUCGAAUCAUCUCAUUUCUGAUUUUUCCACGGUGGUUUAAUAACAUCACUGGCAUUCGCUACCCGUUCAAUAAGGACAGUUUUGAGUAUCUCUCCAGUAUGGUGCGGGAAAUCAUUCGACAGCAAAAACUGAACGGUGCCAAGGGAAAUCGCCACGAUUUUGUGCAACUGCUAAUGGACACUUUUGUCGACGAGUCAGAGUUAGCAGACGGAGGAUUUGAAAAGUUAACUGCUCAAAUUGACUUACCUGAUGAUAGCACCAAAAACAAUCAGCAGAAAAAGGUCAUCAACAAAGCCACGCUUUCAGUUGAUGAAAUCAUUGCACAAUGCUUGGUCUUUUUUGUCGCGGGCUUUGAAACAACCAGCGCUUCAAUCACCCAUUGUCUUUUUGAGUUGGCAUCAAAUCAAAGCAUUCAGCAAAAACUGAAAGACGAAGUGCAAGAAACACUGGCUGAUUUGGAUGCGAACUCUGAUCUCUACUAUUCGACCAUCAUGACUAAAAUGCCCUAUUUGGAUGCGGUAGUUCACGAAACUCUGAGAAAGUACCCGCCCAUAAAACGAAUUGAGAGAAAACUCACCGGGGCGGAUGAGUAUCGCAUUGGUGGUGCACUGCUCAAGAGGGGCAUGAUGGUUAAUAUUCCCACUUUGGCGAUUCAUCACUCGGAAUCAUUUUAUUCCGAUCCACAUCUGUUCAUCCCGGAACGGUUUUUGCCAGAGAACAAGGAUAAACUGGUUCCCUACACGUACCUGCCCUUCGGAGCAGGUCCACGCAUCGGCAUGAGAUUUGCUUACCAGGAGAUCAAGUUGUGCAUUGCCAAGAUGAUAGGUGAAUUUAACUUUCAAACAACUCCUAAAACACCUGUCAAACUGGAAUUUAAAAAGUUCAAGCCAACUUUAAAUGUGAAACCAUUUGAACUGAAA